AUGCAGGAGAAUUACGAGACGGUGACCUCGCUGGGAUUUCCCAUUCCCAAACCUGAACUGAUCGCCCGGCUGGAACGAGGGGAAGAGCCGUGGGUGCCCGAUCUCCAGGCCUGCGAAGAAAGGGAGAUCCCGAGAGGCGACCGCACAGGUGAUGAGAGAGUGAGUGAGAAUGAAGAGGAGAAUCAUGAUGCAGAAGUUCCUGGUAAAGUGGAACCACGGGAGACCUUUAUGGGAAGUGCUGCAUGGAAUUUUUCCCAGUGCUUGGAACAGUCAGAACUAAUUACUCAUCAGAGAAUCCACACAAGAGAGAGACCCCAUAAGUGUAUAGUCUGUGGGAAAAGUUUCAUACAGAGGUCAUCCCUUGUUAAACAUCAGAGAAUCCACACAGGAGAGAGACCCCAUAAGUGUUUAGUCUGUGGAAAAAGUUUCAUAUGGAGAUCAGACCUUAAUAAACAUCAGAGAAUCCACACAGGAGAAAGACCUCACAAGUGUGUGGAGUGUGGGAAAAGUUUCAGAAUCACAUCAUACCUUGUUUUACAUCAGAGAAUCCACACAGGAGAAAGCCCCCAUAAGUGCUUAGUCUGUGGAAAAAGUUUCAUUCGUAGAUCAGACCUUGUUAAACAUCGGAGAAUCCACACAGGAGAGAGACCUCACAAAUGCAUUCACUGUGGGAAAAGUUUCAUACAGAGAUCAGACCGUGAUAAACAUCAGAAAAUCCACACAGGAGAGAGACCUCACAAGUGUGUGGAGUGUGGGAAAAGUUUCAUUAGCACCUCAUCCCUUGUUUUACAUCAUAAAAUCCACACAGGAGAGAGACCUCAUCAGUGCUUGGACUGUGGGAAAGGUUUCAUACAGAGGUCUGAUCUUUUGAAACAUCAGGGAAUCCACACAGGAGGGAGACCCCAUAAGUGUUCAGACUGUGGGGAAAGUUUCAGAAUCGUAUCAUCCCUAGUUUUACAUCAGCGAAUCCAUACAGAAGAAAGCCCCCAUAAGUGCUUAGACUGUGGAAAAAGUUUCAUACAGAGGUCAUCGCUUGUUAAACAUCAGGCAAUCCACACAGGAGAGAGACCCCAUAAGUGCUUCAUCUGUGGAAAAAGUUUCAUAUGGAGGUCAGACCUUGUUAAACAUCAGAGAUUCCAUACAGGAGAGAGACCUCACAAGUGCAUGGACUGUGGGAAAAGUUUCAUACAGAGAUCAGACCUUGAUAAACAUCAGAGAAUCCACACAGGAGAAAGACCUCACAAGUGUAUGGAGUGUGGGAAAAGUUUCAGAAUCAUAUCAUACCUUGUUUUACAUCAGAGAAUCCACACAGGAGACAGCCCCCAUAAGUGCUUAGUCUGUGGGAAAAGUUUCAUUCGGAGAUCGGACCUUGUUAAACAUCGGAGAAUUCAUACAGGAGAGAGACCUCACAAAUGCGUGCACUGUGGGAAAAGUUUCUUACAGAGAUCAGACCGUGAUAAACAUCAGAAAAUCCACACAGGAGAGAGACCUCACAAGUGUGUGGAGUCCCGGGACCCUGGUCACAACUUCAUAAAUGCCUUGCCUGUGGGUAAAGUUUCCUUCAGCUACCGCACCUCAUUAAACAUUAGAGAAUCCACAAAGGUGUGA
Molecule: messenger RNA, 1608 nt
Organism: Emys orbicularis (European pond turtle)
Lineage: Eukaryota; Metazoa; Chordata; Testudines; Emydidae
Product: zinc finger protein 585A-like
Exons: 6
Coding region: 1-1608 (535 amino acids)
Biological process (GO): regulation of DNA-templated transcription
Molecular function (GO): RNA polymerase II cis-regulatory region sequence-specific DNA binding; DNA-binding transcription factor activity, RNA polymerase II-specific
Source: RefSeq, a predicted model, not a curated record